AUGAAGCUUUCUACCAUCAUUGUUACGAUUUCUUGGAUGCUCUUUGCAGCUGACGCAUAUAUGCCCAUGGGUGUCACCACCCGACGAUCGACGAUGACCAUGAAACGAGGACGAGGAUCUUUCAAGAAGGAAGUCAAUGGAGGCGGAGACAAAUCCGUUGGUGGUGGGUCCACGGCUGGUAUGGGUCCCAGUCGCAACUGGAUCAACACCAACCAAAAAGUAGAGGUUCUACCCAAGGACGAUGGCAAAGUCUCGCUGUUGGAAACUGGCGCCUUUUUGUUGAAGGAUGCCGCCACCAACCCAAAUGGUGCCGUCGGUGUCGCAAAAUACGAAGGCGAAACUCAUUGCUUUGACUCUGCCUGUCCCCAGUGCAAAAUUCCCUUGACCAAGGCUAAGGUUCUUCCUGCCAACGAAGAAACUGGAUCUGCUCCUAGAUUAUCCUGCGACUUUUGCAAAUCUACAUACAACUUGAAGACUGGUGAAAAACUAGCUUCGGCCGAAAAAGCUGGUUUCUUUGGUGGAAUUGCUAACGCCGUCUUCUCGUCACAAGAAAACGGCCCUCUUCGCAUCUUUGCACUAGGAGAAAAGGCUGGAAAUAUCUUGUUUAGCAUGGACUAA
This is a messenger RNA of Cylindrotheca closterium, 618 nucleotides long. Lineage: Eukaryota; Bacillariophyta; Bacillariophyceae; Bacillariales; Bacillariaceae. The record is from the annotation of a GenBank genome assembly.